AUGGGCAACGACUUCUUCCACAAAAUCGAUCCGGAGGGCGACGUCCUACUCAUCCUCCAUACCCCUUGUGCGCCGUUUGCUGUAUGGGAUGUCAGCGAGGAAACUAGCAUCCAGGAUCUCAAUGCAUGGUUUGCCCUUCCCACCCAGGGUUCUAUUUUCCAAGACCAAUUCGAUACCGACAUACCUUCAGAGGUGGAAGCGCCUGAACCUGUGCCAGUCUGGGAUGGGGAACCUCUUGCUGUCGAAAUGCCGCCCUCUGAAGAAUGCGAAGCAAAAAAGGAUUCAUGCGGCGACGAGCCCCACAAGGCUCCCAAUACUGAUACUUCUUCUGUGAGGUUUCUUCUAUCCUCGCGACACUUGAUAUUGGCUUCGCGAUACUUUAACACUAAGCUCAAAGGCCCCUGGGUGGAAGCUUCAGUUAGUGGUGCUGACGGUCGACGCCAUAUCGAAGCUUCUGACUGGGAUGACCAAGCAUUUCUGUUAUUCAUGCGUGUCCUCCACGGACUGAACAACGAGGUUCCCAGAAAAGUGAGCUUGGAGAUGUUGGCGAAGAUUGCAGUCUUGGUUGAUUACUAUGACUGCUGCGAAGCCGUCGACCUGGCAGCACACAUAUGGAUCGAUUCCCUCAAGGGUUCUCUCCCUCUAGGAUGUAAUAGGGAUUUAAUCUUGUGGAUCCUGAUAUCACGGGUUUUCCAUCAACCAGAUAUCUUUCUGUCAGUCACGAAAACGGCCAUCCAAGAAAGUCGUGCCCCAUUGCCGACACUCGAACUCCCAAUCUCCGUUGGUGUAAUUAGUAGGUAUUCGUUGGUCACACAUGGAGCGAAGAUGUAA
Molecule: messenger RNA, 831 nt
Organism: Colletotrichum destructivum
Lineage: Eukaryota; Fungi; Ascomycota; Sordariomycetes; Glomerellales; Glomerellaceae
Exons: 2
Coding region: 1-831 (276 amino acids)
Source: RefSeq, a predicted model, not a curated record